Puntigrus tetrazona (Sumatra barb) is the source of this 1991-nucleotide messenger RNA. RefSeq names its product deleted in malignant brain tumors 1 protein. The transcript is spliced from 8 exons. The record is from RefSeq and is a predicted model, not a curated record. Bases 144 to 1787 code for a protein of 547 amino acids. Gene Ontology annotation, cellular component: membrane. Lineage: Eukaryota; Metazoa; Chordata; Actinopteri; Cypriniformes; Cyprinidae.
ACCACACAUGAAUUCCAAAAUAGUUUUGUUUAACAAAUAUAAUAUCUAUUUUAAAUAAAACUGUGACAUAUAUGACAUGAAGAGAAUGCAGUCGGAAAAGCACAUGUACGACAAACGAAGAGAAGAACCAUUUAGCAGCUGCUAUGCUGUGGUUCAUGCAACUAUUUCUGCUUCCGGGUUUUACAACUCCCACUAGUGCAGACCAAAUCAGACUGAUUAAUGGCAUCAACUCUUGUUCUGGACGAGUGGAGGUUCUUUAUAAUGAAAUAUGGGGAACCGUGUGUGAUGAUGGCUGGGAUCUAACAGACGCUGCAGUGGUGUGUAGAGAGAUGGGAUGUGGAGAUGCUAUAGAGGCAAAGAGCGCUGCUUAUUUUGGCCCAGGAUCAGGACAGAUAUGGAUGGAUGAUGUAAACUGCACUGGUACUGAGUCUUCACUGAUGAAUUGUACGACACGUGGAUGGGGAAAACAUAACUGCCAACAUUCCCAUGAUUCUGGAGUCAUUUGUAACACAACUGUCAGGUUGGUGAAUGGAGAUGACAAGUGUUCUGGACGAGUGGAGGUUCUCCGUGAGGGUCAGUGGAAAACCGUGUGUGGUGAUGACUGGGAUCUAACAGACGCUGCAGUGGUGUGUAGAGAGAUGGGCUGUGGGGGUGUCGUAUAUGCAAGUCGUGCCUUUUUUUACCAAGUACCAGGACAAAUGUGGACGAAAAGUGUACAAUGUACCGGGAGUGAAUCUACAUUGAAGAGCUGCAGAGCACAAGAAAUGGCCUCCUGUAGUAGUAAUAAAGCUGCUGGAGUCCUCUGCCAGCUUCCUGUCACACUGGUCAAUGGCACUCAUUCAUGUUCUGGACUAGUGGAGGUCCGACACAAUGGAAUAUGGGGAACAGUGUGUGGUGACGGCUGGGAUCUAAAAGACGCCGCAGUGGUGUGUAGAGAGAUGGGAUGUGGAGAUGCUAUAGAGGCAAAGAGUCAAGCUUCUUUUGAACCAGGAUCACAGCCGGUAUGGAUGAACAAUGUGAGCUGUAAUGGAACAGAGUCUACACUGAAGGACUGUGCGUUAAGCGGAAGAGUUCGACAAAACUGCAGCAAUAAAAACUAUGCUGGUGUUAUCUGUGGACCCAAACUUCGACUGCAGAACGGUUCCAGCUCUUGUUCUGGACGAGUGGAGGUUCUUCAUAAUGGAACAUGGGGAACAGUGUGUGAUGAUGACUGGGACAUAAAAGACGCUGCAGUGGUGUGUAGAGAGAUGGGAUGUGGAGAUGCUAUAGAGGCAAAAAAAGGUGCGUUUUUUGGCACUGGUUCAGGACCAAUAUGGAUGAAUAAUGUAAAUUGCAAUGGGAAUGAGCUAGCUCUGAGGAAAUGUAGAUCAUCUGGAUGGGACGUACAGACCUGCAAUCAUAUGGAUGCUGGAGUCAUCUGCCAAUACAGCUACACCUAUAUCAACGAUUCAAAAAGCUGGAUUGAUGCACUAGAAUACUGCAGAACUCGUCACCAGACACUGGCGCACGUUUUAAAUGCCAUGGCACAUGACUACAUCACACAGAUGCUGCAGGAUAAAGGAGUCACUGAUGGAGUGUGGAUCGGGCUUGAGAGGAGUAUGCUCUUCACUUGUUCACCCUGGCUGUGGACCGGUGGGUCGUAUGUGGAGUAUGCAUUGUGGCAUCAAGACUAUCCAAAAGACCAAGAGACCAUGUUUUGUGGAAAACUUUUUAAGAAGGAACAGAACGGGUUUGGAUGGAUUGAUGCUUGCUGCCAUGAGCGCCUGCCUUUCAUCUGUCAGGAUUGAAACACUAGGUGGAGCUGUAUCCUUGUUUGAAUCAGUUGGUGAAAAGCUAUAGUAAUGUGUAGCCCUGUGUGUUGGUAUGUACUUGUAUAAGAUACUAUUAAAAAAUCUAUAUGAAAUGUAUUUUAAAAUUCACAUGAAAAUGCUCAUCUUCUUUUCUGAGUUUAUACUGAAAUGAUUUAUGUGACUAAUGAAUCUUUAAACGUC